This is a messenger RNA of Caenorhabditis angaria, 1193 nucleotides long. Lineage: Eukaryota; Metazoa; Nematoda; Chromadorea; Rhabditida; Rhabditidae. The record is from the annotation of a GenBank genome assembly.
AUGUCGGCGAUAGCGAAAGAAGACAUUUAUGAAUCUGAAGGAUCAGCGGAUCAAUCGAAAAACUUGACAAUCCAUGAAAAAGAUGCUCAAAAUCAUCCAGACAUCGAAGUUGUCUCUGUAGAUAUUGAUGACGCAUUGAACAAGUUCAAAGGAAGAGUUUUGAACUUGAAAGCGGCGGAUUAUUCGGAUUCAAUUGCCAGAAAACGAAGAAAUGCGUUUGGAAAUAAUCAAUACGUUUUGGAAGUUGUUGGAAGUGGAUAUAAUGGACAUGAAACAACAAAUGAAAAAUUGAAUCGAAUUUUGUAUGAAAUUGCUGAUUUGAAUGAGCAAUUGAAGACUUCCGAAGGCAAAAAAGAGGAAAAUGAGUUUUUGAAUGAACAAGUUCUUGAAAACCUUGCCAGCGAAGUGAAAAACCUGCAAAAAACUCCGAAAUCAGGAGAAAAAUCGUAUGAAGAAGUCGAUUUGCCAAGAUCUGUGCCAUUUGAUGCAAAAUCGAAUGCCUUGGAAAAACGUCUAAGAAGAAUUGAAAAAGUAUUGGGAGCACAGGACGAAAAAUCAGCACCGAUUUUGGACAUUUUGGAAGAUUUGAAGCUUCGAUGCGAAACUUUGAACUCGGGUUAUGUGACUGGAUUGGAACAAAGAUUGAAUGUGGUUUUGACGAAAUUAGAGAAAAUUGAAGAGAUUCGAGCAAAUAAUUCAAUUGAUGAGACUUCGGAGCAGAAGGUUAAUGAAAUUUUGGAAAUUAUGCAAAGGUGAGUAGUUUAGAGAGCUUUGGGAGGAACGGGAAAAAUUGAUUUGGAAAAUAACAUCAAGUUACAAUUUUUAUAAAGAAACAUAUUCUUUUUUUUUUCCAAAAAAAAAUUAACUGUUUCCGAAUUUCAACUAUUUUUUUCAACAUAACUGGUAUACUCUCCAAAAGUCCCCAAAUAUUAUUUUUUUGCAGAUGGGAUAUUUCAUGUUCAUCUUUGCCAAGCAAUGUAAAUAAAGUGAAAGCCCUAAAUCGUCUUCAUGAACAAGCUCAACAUUUUGCCUCGAAUUUAUCGCAACUCAAAACAAUCCGCGAGAAAUUGGAAAAAGAGGCUUCGCAAGGAAGAGAAGCUAUUCGAGAAUUCGAAACUGCGGGAAAACAAGAAAUGAGUCAAGUUGUUGAGAAACUUAAAUUAUUGGAAAAACAAGUGGCUGAUUUGAAAUAG